Acanthopagrus latus (yellowfin seabream) is the source of this 1248-nucleotide messenger RNA. RefSeq names its product 3-keto-steroid reductase/17-beta-hydroxysteroid dehydrogenase 7-like. The record is from RefSeq and is a predicted model, not a curated record. The coding region runs from base 172 to 1191 and encodes 339 amino acids. Gene Ontology annotation, biological process: cholesterol biosynthetic process. Gene Ontology annotation, molecular function: estradiol 17-beta-dehydrogenase [NAD(P)+] activity; 3-beta-hydroxysteroid 3-dehydrogenase (NADP+) activity; 5-alpha-androstane-3-beta,17-beta-diol dehydrogenase (NADP+) activity. NCBI's taxonomy places the organism in Eukaryota, Metazoa, Chordata, Actinopteri, Spariformes, Sparidae. Gene Ontology annotation, cellular component: endoplasmic reticulum membrane. The transcript is spliced from 9 exons.
UUUGUUGACAUCCAAUCACACCACGUCUCCGCUCUUGCAUAUAGGCUGCUGCCUUCCAACCUGAAUCGGACGAUGGGAUGAACAUCCCCGGUCAAUAUAAACCCACCGCUGGAGUGAAACUUUUCUCCCGGCUCUGUUUUGACACACGGCCGCUGCCAACUCCGCUCAGACAUGGACAGAGUUGUGAUAGUAACCGGCGCUAACAGCGGCAUUGGCCUGGCCCUGUGUGAAAGACUGCUGGCGGAGGACGGCCAGCUCCGGCUGUGUCUGGCCUGCAGAAACAUGCAGCGGGCCGAGGCCGCCCGUUCCGCACUCCUGGCCUCUCGCACCGACGCCCGUGUCGACUUGCUGCACCUGGAUGUAGGCUCUGUGGAGUCGGUGCUCACUGCUGCGCAGGAGGUCAAGGCCAGGUACAACAGAAUUGACUUUCUGUAUCUCAAUGCAGGAAUUAUGCCAAAUCCACAAGUAAAUGUCAAAGCCUUUUUUAAGGGUCUGUUCUCCAGCAAUGUCAUCAACAUGUUUGCGACAGCAGAGGGCCUCUUAACUCAGCAGGACCUCGUCAACUCAGACGGUCUGCAGGAAGUUUUUGCAACCAACCUCUUCGGCCAUUUUCUCCUGAUCAGGGAGCUGGAGCCUCUGCUGUGUGAGGCGGGUAGCACAUCCCGGGUAGUGUGGACCUCCUCCAGUAACGCCAGCCGCUCUGCGUUCAGCAUGGAAGACAUGCAGCACAAAAAUGGGACGGAGCCCUACAGUUCCUCCAAGUACGCUUCAGACAUGCUCAGCCUGGCUCUCAACAGACACAAGAACAGCCAGGGGCUGUUCUCUUCUGUUAUAUGUCCGGGACUGGUGAUGACUAAUCUGACCUACGGUAUCCUCCCCUCCUUCUUCUGGACUCUCAUCAUGCCGUUCAUGUGGCUGAUCAGGAUCUUCACCAACACGUUCACACUUACACCGUACAACGGAGCAGAGGCACUGCACUGGCUGUUUCUUCAAGACCCAGAGUCGCUGGAUCCGAGAGCAAAGUAUCACAGUUUAACGUCAGGACUUGGAAGAAACUACACUCAGCCUCAACAGAUGGACAUCGAUGAAGAAAUGUCUGAAGUCCUCUACACAAAACUCGUAGAACUUGAGAAAGAAGUCAGAAGGAAACUGAGUGAGAGAACUGCUGACAAGGAAGAUAAUGGAGAGUGAGAUAGAAUAGAAUUCCUUUUUAAAUAAAUCAUGUGCAAUUUGUAACAAACGCAAUAA